UGAAGGAGGGCGGGUGUGCAUAGCUGUGACCUGAAGUAACUUCGCAGGUCUGACCCGGCUAAAAAUCAAAGUUAACAACCAAGUCCUUUUUUCACAUUAGUUUAUGGAUAGUCAUGACGAUUUGGACUCAGCACUUUCUACCGGGGUUCAUAAAAUCUUAGCUCGUAUUCGAAGUCUCAAAACUUUUGUUCAGCUUGAAGAUGUCUACACUGAGUUACUUCUCUUUUUGAACUCUCAGGAUUCAAAAAUACGCGAAGUUGAGGCAGGACCAGACAUUUCUCCGGUAUUAUCUUCACAGCUAUCGGUUUUAGAUCGAGUUAACCUUUGUAGUUUGCUGACAGCAGCCUUUAGCAGGCGGGCUCGCGUUUUAAUGCAAACGAAAGGAACUAUGCUGAAUGCCGAUGCUGUUUGUCUGGACAGUCCUACUGGAGGAGAUGUUGGUCAGCAGGCAAAUGCUUCACAGGUGCUUGUCUGGGUGCGCGAACUUGCAGAGUUGCUCAAGGGUGUUGGACGCUCACCGGCUGUGGUCCAAGCAUUACGAAUGGAGCUAUCUCAUAAUGAUUAUUUUUCUCACGAUGAUGGAACCUUCUGGGCUCUCGAAGCUUCUCUUUCCUAUGGUCACGGCGAACUGCAUGACAUUGAAACCGAGCAAUAUGCAAAGAAUAUAGAAAAGCUGAAUACAUUACUUUUGAAGUCUCGCCCAGAUAUGGAUAUGAUUGUGGAGGCUGUUAAAGACUUGAGCGAACUUCGUUACGACGAAGCAGAGCAUAUAUUCGAAUUAGUUCAGGGAAGUGAACCUGAUGGUCGAAUCGAUGCUGAUGUUGCUUUGAAGACAACACGCGUGGUGACUCCUCUUCGUGAUUUGAUCUCGCGAGACUGCAUCCAGCUACCAGCCAGGGGCAUUAAGUGCGCACACUUCGAGGUCUUCGAUGUUGGGAGUUUUGUCCGCAUGACGAUGCAGCGAAAGAUGGCAAGAUCGAUUAACAACCACCAUACCGGUGAAUGGGGUGCGCCGUGUCCACUGUGCUGCCGUUUUACUGCACUCGUGGAUCUGCGAGUUGAUCGGACGGUGCUGCACGCGAUUCGAGAAUACGCGCAUGAUAAGGACGGGGAAAUUGUUUCUCUUACCGUGAACCACGCAUUGGAGUGGGACCUCGAAAAAAGAACAUGCCGUGUGGUUGAGGGAGGCAAUAGAGACCAUGCGAAAGCGCAUACAGACAAUUCUGAGGUGGGGGUGUUGCUUGAGGAUUAUAUGCAAGAUGAUCAAAACGACGGGGUUCAGAAAAAGAGACGCGUUGAAAUCGAUGGGCAUGUGCUUUAUGUGGAUGAGUAAAAGGGCCAAUUGAAGGCUGUGGGAUGUGCGUCUGUAUCUCAAAUACUGAAGCGAAAAUAAUAGAAGUAUUCUAUUGUGUUUAAUUAUUGGGAGUGUUCCUUUAAUCAACGCACGUAUUGGAAAG
Phytomonas sp. EM1 is the source of this 1457-nucleotide messenger RNA. The record is from the annotation of a GenBank genome assembly. Lineage: Eukaryota; Euglenozoa; Kinetoplastea; Trypanosomatida; Trypanosomatidae.